UUCCCCUCCAGACUCCGGCAGCAAUGGAUGAGAAAUGUUGCAUUGUGGUUAAGCUUUCCUGACAAGCUAGGAAUGAUUUCAAGUCCACUUUGAACCCAAGCUCCUCUCUGAUGCUGCUUUAGCCGCCUGGGCUUCAGUGAGAUUUUACCAGACUCUCUAAUAAUCUCUCUUUCAGAUUCUUUAUUGGUGUUUAUCUAUACUAUGUCUUGGCAGUCCAUCAAAGAGGACAUGGUGUGCCUAGCACAUUUCUGGAGCGCUGCAGGCUCAUUUCUAGCUUUGUACUUAUUGCUACAACUGCCUGAAUUGCAAGCUUUGGUCAGCUACAAGCCCAACAUUGUCCUCUUCUUGGCUGAUGACCUGGGCAUUGGAGAUAUAGGCUGCUAUGGAAACAACACUAUCAGGACUCCUAAUAUAGAUCGACUAGCAAAGGAAGGAGUGAAACUCACUCAGCACAUUGCUGCCGCUCCAGUUUGCACUCCAAGCAGAGCAGCUUUCUUAACAGGACGAUACCCCAUCCGAUCAGGUAUGGAUCAAAGCAAUGUCUAUCGUGUCCUUCAGUGGGUUGCUGGUUCAGGUGGCCUCCCUCCAAAUGAAACCACUUUUGUUAAGAUAUUGCAGAAGCAAGGCUACACCACCGGAUUAAUAGGGAAAUGGCAUCUAGGUAUGAAUUGUGAAUACCAUAAUGACAAUUGCCACCACCCCUUACAGCAUGGAUUUGAUUUUUUUUAUGGGAUGCCUUUUACACUAAUGAAUGACUGUCAGGUAUCACAGCCUGCAGAGUUAGAUGGACCCCUACGGGCCAAACUCUGGUCCUACACUCAAAUAAUUGCUCUUACUGUGCUCACACUUCUAGCAGCAAAACUUAUUCAUUUGGUGUCUGUUCCGUGGAAAACUAUUUUCUUCCUUGCUGUGUUUGGCUUCUUGUUCUUCAUUUCUUGGUAUUCAAGCUAUGGAUUUGUAAGAUACUGGGAUUGUAUCAUGAUGAAAAAUGAUGAAAUCACCGAACAGCCAAUGAAAGUAGAGAGAGCUUCAUCUCUUAUGCUGAGAGAGGCCAUUUCCUUUAUUGAAAGAAACAAGCACGGGCCAUUCUUCCUCUUUGUUUCCUUCUUGCAUGUUCACACCCCUUUAGUUACCACAGAAAAUUUUAUUGGCAGAAGCAACCAUGGCUUGUAUGGUGACAAUGUAGAAGAGAUGGACUGGAUGGUAGGAAGAAUUUUGGAUACUCUUGAGAAUGGAAGUUUGAAAAACAGGACUCUGACAUAUUUUGCCUCUGACCAUGGUGGACACUUAGAAGCUCGGAAAGGAAAUGUUCAGCUAGGCGGAUGGAAUGGCAUAUACAAAGGUGGAAAAGCCAUGGCAGGCUGGGAAGGAGGAAUUCGUGUCCCUGGAUUAGUUAGAUGGACAGGAAUUCUACCUGAGGGCAAGAUCAUCGAUGAACCAACAAGUCUGAUGGACAUUUACCCCACAUUGGUUCAUCUGGCUGGUGGAACAGUACCACAAGAUAGGGUUAUUGAUGGCCGGAAUUUGAUGCCUCUGCUAUUAGGAUCAGUUCAGCAAUCAGACCAUGAAUUCAUGUUUCACUACUGUGGGAUACAUUUGCAUGCAGUACGGUGGCACCAGAAGGAUAGUGGGAAUGUGUGGAAGGCCCAUUUCAUCACACCAGUUUUUCAGCCAGAGGGGUCUGAAGGAUGUUAUGAAGUUAAAUAUUGUCCGUGUUCUGGAGAAGGUGUAACACAUCAUAAUCCUCCUUUGCUGUUUGAUCUCUCUCAAGACCCAUCGGAAAACCUUCCCCUGUCACCAGACAUGGAGCCACUGUUCCAUAUAGUUAUUAAAAGAAUAGAAAAAGCUGUGGAUGAACAUCGCAGGACUCUUACGCCCGUCCCACAGCAGUUAUCAUUCUACAACAUAAUGUGGAAACCAUGGCUGCAGCCAUGCUGUGGGACAUUCCCAUUCUGCUGGUGUGACAAAGUAAAGGAAAACCUAGACAAUGGACAACAGUUCUAAAGUGUGUGUGUGUGUGUGUGUGUGUGUGUGUGUGUGUG
Molecule: messenger RNA, 2042 nt
Organism: Hemicordylus capensis (graceful crag lizard)
Lineage: Eukaryota; Metazoa; Chordata; Lepidosauria; Squamata; Cordylidae
Product: arylsulfatase D-like
Exons: 11
Coding region: 202-2004 (600 amino acids)
Molecular function (GO): arylsulfatase activity; actin binding
Source: RefSeq, a predicted model, not a curated record